UUUAAAGUAGAAACUCCAACUGUCCCCGAGCCCCGGCCUUUAACGUACUUUUCCUUACCGGUAGUGCGACUGACUGGUGUGGUGCUUGCUAGCUAGCUAGCUGGCUAACACAUUAGAGUAGCCCGUGACAGGAUACAUCAAAACAACCGGUUUCGUCGACUCGUAUGCAGAGAAGAUGGUGUACUUGUUAAAUCCCCUGGAGAAUCUGAGGAACUACAUAAAUAACCGCCCACCGCUGGUCAUCUUUAUGGUCAGUGUGAGUGCUGUGGCCAUCGCCUUCCUAACUAUCGGCUACUUCUUCAAAAUUAAGGAGAUCAAAUCCCCUGAGAUGACUGAGGACUGGAACACCUUCCUUCUACGCUUCAAUGAGCUGGAUUUGUGCGUGUCGGAGAACGAGACGCUCAAGCAUGGUCUGAAUGAGUCCACUACGUCAGAAAGCACAGUGGUGACCAGUGGGCAGGCACGCUCUAGCACUCACGCCCCGCCACUGUUGGACGACUCGGGAACCAUCAACAUCUCAGUGCCCAUUACCCUCACCCUGGACCCUCUGCGGUCCUUUGGGGGCUACUCCCGCAAUAUCACCCACUUAUAUGCCACUGUGCUGGGCCAGCAAGUUGGCUUGACAAGUAGGGAGGCCCAUGAGGAAAUGAACAUCACGUUCACCUUGCCAGUGUCGUGGAAUUCUGAUGACUGUGUGCUGCAUGGUCACUGUGAACAGGUGGUGUUCUGCACCUGUAUGACUAUCACAGCUGCCAGCAAUGUCUUUCCCGUCACAGUGCAACCACCACACUGUGUCCCAGAGACUUAUACAAAUGCCACAUCCUGGUACAAGCUCUUCACCACGGCAAGGGACUCCGACACCAGAUACAGCCAGGACUACAACCCCUUCUGGUGCUACAAAGGUGCCAUAGGGAAGGUGUACCACACCCUCAACCCCAAGCUCACUGUUAUUGUCCCCGAUGACGACCGCUCUCUUAUCAAUCUGCAUCUGAUGCACACAAGCUACUUCCUGUUCGUGAUGGUCAUCACAAUGUUCUGCUAUGCAGUCAUCAAGGGACGGCCAGGCAAAGUACGACUGAGCAACCCCGACUUCUGCCCUGAAAAGGUGGCCUUGUCAGAGGCAUAAGAAGUACCAAAGGAUCCACAUCAGUACAGAACUAUAGCUGGAAAAGAGAGCAGAAGACGUAAACACUUAACAGUUGCCUACUGAACCAUGCAAGAAAAUAUGAGGUGCAAAACUUCUCUUGCAAUGUUGGGUCACUCCAACAAAAGACAUAAGUGCCUGUAUCUACUGUGUAAAUAUUUGUAGGAACUGUUGAAUUCAGUACAUUCAGAAGUUUUGUUUUUGGUUAAGCAAUAUCAGUUUAGCAAGAUUUACCUGACAUAAAGGAACUGCCCUUCCUCAUAGUCACCUUGAUGUCAUGGUUUUUAACCCAUAAUAGACCCUCACGUAUGCCAUUUGGAGUGUGAAGGGGGAAAAUGAGCCUUGGGUUUCCCCUUUGUCGUUACACUGAAAACGAAUAAGAAUGAUUGGCCUUUUUCUUGAGAUUCAUCUUCUGUGUUCCUAAGUGGUUUAACAUGUUUGCUGAAGACCAUGAAGCAGGCUUUAGGUCUCUUAGAUAAAAAUAAGACUCACUGCACCCUAGAGGCCAAAAGUGUCCAAACACAGCUCUUUAUUGCACCUGAAGGUUAGAUACUGACUUCCGUGUGGUUGCUGGGUAAGGUCAUUUAGAAUUGGUUGCACCAGAGGGGGGGAAAUAAUCAGUUACGGUAAUUGAUAUGCUUUUCUCAGCUUGCAACAUUAUUCUUUUUUCGUCUUUGUAAGGGUUUGUUUUAGGGUUGAAUGCUAUGAGGUCAUGAAGUAUGAAGAAAUAUCCAAUUGAUAGUUGCGUGUAUGCUGUUGAUAGGCCUUUGAGGAACUCUACAUCUAUUUUUGUUGAGCACAAUUCCAGUUGUACAUUUUCAUGUUUUAAUGUAAUCUCUUCUGAUGGAUAAGAUCCUGUGUCAUGUUUUGUUGUGCGGGGGUGUCGGUGGUGCAAUUGAGGAUAGCCUAUUCUGUAAUGAUUACCUGUGUACAACAAAAAGUGCUCCACAGGUAACAAGUAAGCUGUUGAUUUACCUGUUUUAUGUUGAUUUAUUUUGUCAAUGUAUUGACGAAAUACAAAUUGACAUUUGUUCUGUCAAUGAUAUCCAGACUUCAUGUUUCUGGUUGUUAACCCGACGACAUUGCUGCGUGGACUGUAGUAUAGUAUAUCAUUUUGAUUUGCCUUUAAGCACAAAGCACUGACUAAUCUAUUUCUGAUCUUUGUUAGUGUUGGCACCUUUUUCUGUACAUCCAUAUCAAAUUUUCCAGUCACUUACUGUAGCUUUUCACAGGACAAGGUAGAAUACGAGGUGCAUUUUUAAGUUGCACUGUAAUACGCCAAUUAAGGGAAACUAUAUAGUCAUCAGAGAAAUGAACAUUACAAUGCAGGGUAUCAUUUCCAUUCCACUGUCCUUUGGUGUCACUUGUUUUUGUGUUUAGUUUUUUACACAAAUAACUUGUAAUUUUUUGCAUCUUGCCUUAAUACUGUUUUGUCAUGUCUUUGUUAAGCUUUUCAGAAACCAGGUAAUUCGUCUCAUUAUUACAGUGUACGUUUCACCCCUUACUGGUCAUUUUGGAUCACCAACAAUAUAACUUCUGUAUGUGAAGUGUCAAUAUAUAGAUUGUAAUUUAUUUCAUGGCCAUUUGUUUCAAUAGAAUACAUUUUCGUAUUUGUCUACAUGACUAUUAUUAAUAUUUGCCAGGAUGUUUCUACAGCACACAUACAUAUUAAACAUAAACAAAGUUUAAACAUAUUAUUCUGACCUUGCUCUUUAAGACCACAUAAUCAAUUGUGGUAAUCCCACCUCCAAGUAAAUGGGUCUUUAAAUACAUACAUCCUCCCAUCCUUGGAGAAGUCACUGAUCUGGUAGUAGAGGAAAAUAUAGACUGGUUGUCACCCCUUUGUUAGGUUAUCACCUCAGCAAGGCUGUAAAGUGGAAUGGUGCGGAAAGAAAGCAUUCAAAUAGGACCCUCUCCCUUUUAACUCCAUACUGAACAAUCUCACACCCAACUACUUGUGUGCCUUUAGCACUAACCAGUGUAACAUUACCCUCCCUCUACAUUCCGUAGCUGUGCUGUUGAAAUGUGCUGAUGAGGGUUUCUGCUCCAGUUAAUGUCUGUAAAUGAUAACAUUUAAAAUACAAUGGCCGUAUGUUGAAAUAUACUGUAUAAGGUUUCACUAUUGCAUGCAUGUUCCCUUUUUUGUCCCAUCAACAUUUUCAUUCCAUACCUUUUCCACACCUCAUAACUUGGCAUUCAAUGUUGAACUGCUGUGAUAUCACACACAAAAUGUUCCAUUGAAAAUCUAUGUAAUACAUGAAGAGUGUCUCUGAUGUUUUGCUGACAUGUUGAGCAGGCUGCUAAUUAGGCAGUACUUGUGCAGACAAGAACAAGUCAUACCCAAUGUGAACAAUUGAAAUAAAUAAACAAUUUAUGGGCAA
Molecule: messenger RNA, 3525 nt
Organism: Osmerus eperlanus (European smelt)
Lineage: Eukaryota; Metazoa; Chordata; Actinopteri; Osmeriformes; Osmeridae
Gene: tmem248
Product: transmembrane protein 248
Exons: 7
Coding region: 176-1126 (316 amino acids)
Source: RefSeq, a predicted model, not a curated record